AUGAACUUCCCAGGCCUCAAUGCCCGAAACGACGUGCCAAAGUGGCAAAGACUACAUCAGACUCAUGACGGACUCCGGCAGUGGGAAAAGGGCCCGCGCGCCAAAGCCAUGUUGUACCCUUACUACGCUCUCUUGAUCUUCACCACCACAGGUGCCAUGUACAUGAUGACGAGGAAAGUGCUUGGCUACAACACCGUGUGGGAGCCGAGCAAGAAAGAGGAGAGCUAG
Messenger RNA from Neohortaea acidophila, 228 nucleotides. RefSeq lists its product as uncharacterized. The transcript has 3 exons. The record is from RefSeq and is a predicted model, not a curated record. The coding region runs from base 1 to 228 and encodes 75 amino acids. NCBI's taxonomy places the organism in Eukaryota, Fungi, Ascomycota, Dothideomycetes, Mycosphaerellales, Teratosphaeriaceae.